This is a messenger RNA of Brassica oleracea var. oleracea, 5275 nucleotides long. Its product is annotated as SNF2 domain-containing protein CLASSY 3. NCBI's taxonomy places the organism in Eukaryota, Viridiplantae, Streptophyta, Magnoliopsida, Brassicales, Brassicaceae. Gene Ontology annotation, biological process: gene silencing by siRNA-directed DNA methylation. Gene Ontology annotation, molecular function: ATP-dependent chromatin remodeler activity; ATP binding. The transcript has 4 exons. The coding region runs from base 292 to 5103 and encodes 1603 amino acids. The record is from RefSeq and is a predicted model, not a curated record.
AUGCCCUUUUCUUCUCUUUCCCCACCCAUCACUCUCUCUAUGUCUCUCUCACACUUGCUAAAACUAGCAAAAGCCAUUUCUCUUACGGAAACUCCCAUUUUAAACCUUAUUUCACUCUCAUUGGCUCACUAGCCCAGACACAUCCACAAAGCAAAAAGUUUUUUGGAACCACAGAUCUAGAGAGAAGCUCAGUUUGAAGAUUUGGUCUAACGUUUCUUCAGUGAAAACAUCAUCUUAAGGGUUUGCACUUACUCUUUCUCUUACGAUCUCUUUCUCCUGCUCAGCUUUCAAAUGGAUUGGAUUGGUUCAAGAAUCAAGUUUAGGAACAAAGAGCGUCUUGAAGAAGUGAAGAAGAGGAAACCAGCAGAGGAAGAGGCUCACGUGUCUUCUCGCCGGAAACGAAAGCGGAAGAGAAGAAGAAGGGACCAUGAUUCUGACCUUGAAGACAUCACCGAGACUUACCACAACAACAACAAUCUCUCUGCCGAUGUAACUCAAAGCAAGUCCUCUGGUAGUGUAAGAAGAAGAAGAAGGAGAAAGGACCAUGACUCUGACAUUGAAGACAUCACCGAGACUUACCACAAGGACCAUGACUCCGACCUUGUAGAUGACACCGAGACUUACAACACGGACCAUGACUCAGACCUUGUAGAUGUCACAGUGACUUACAACAACAAUCUCCCUGCUGAGGUAACUGAUAACAACUUCUCUGAUAGUGGUGGUGUAAAAAGAACCGAGUCUGAACACAACAUGGAGGAGGAGGAGAAGGAGGGUUUGUUUAGUGUUAGGGUUGAGGAAGUAGACACAUCAGUUCCGGGCCCCUCAGGGUUGAGUAUUAAGGAUAAGUUGUUGUCUGAUGAGGUUUUGGAUUUGGAUGUGGCUAAAACAGUUACUGAUGAGAAUCUUGAUUUGGAUAUGGUCAAAUCAGCUCCAAGCUUGCCUGAUGAGGUUUUAGGCUUAGAUGUGAUCAAGACAGUUCCAGAGUUGUCUGAUGAGAUUCCGGAUUUGGAUGUGAUCAAGUCAGUUCCUAGCUCCUCCUCUGAGUCAAGCAUUCAGCAGAAGUUGUGUGAUGAGAUCAUGGAUGUGAUUAGAUCAGCUGCAAGCUCCUCAGAGUCAAGUAUUAAAGAGAAAUUGUCUGAGGAGAUUAUGGAUGUGGAUGUGGUCAAAUCAGUUCCAAAGUUGUCUAAUGACAUUUUGGUUGAGGAUGUGGUCAAGUCUGUUCCUAGCUCCUCUGGGUCAAGUAACAAGGGGAAUGAGAGUUUGGAUUCUGAUGUGGUCAAAUCUGUUACAAGCUCCUCAGGGUCAGAAGAGAACAUAAAGGACAAGUGUUCCUCUGAGGUUAGAGGAGUGGAAGCUGCAAAACCAGUUCCUACUGAGAUAGAGAUCAUUUCAGAUUCUGAGUCUGAAACCAAACAUUCAGCCAAGAAGAAGCUUUCUUUUGCUGAGUGUAGCAGAGUCUUAGACUCCACCAGUGAAAGCAGCGAGGAAGAAGGAGCUAGUGAAGCCAAUAAUAACGCUAAAGAUGAUGUAACCGUGGAGUCUUUGUCCUCUUCUUCUUCUUCAUCAUCUUCUUCUUCUUCAUCUUCAGCUUUAUCUUUAUCUUCCUCUUCCUCCUCCUCCUCAAGUGAAGAUGAAGUCAGUUCAAAGGAGGUGGUUGGAGAAUCAGAUGAUGAUGAUUGUAGAAAGGCCAGUUCACCAAUCAGGAAAGUAUCUGAAGUGAGAAGGAAGCCUUUGGGAAGGUAUAAAAGAGCUGGUCCUAGCUCAAUUACGCCUAGAAAACAGUUACUGAAGAUUCGGAAACUAAACCAUCCAGAAGAAGAAGAAGAAGAAGAUAGGUUUCAAGCCAAGCCUGUAAAAGAGUUCAAAAGGAUUCAGAAGCUUAACCUUCAAGAAGAAGAAGAAGAAGAUAGAUUCCAAGCCAAGCCUGUACAAGAGUUCAAAAGGCUUCAGAAGGUUAACCGUCAAAAAGAGGAAGACGAUAGAUUCCAAGCCAAGCCUGUAAAAGAGUUCAAAAGGAUCCAAAAGGUUAACCGUCCAGAAGAAGAAGAAGAUAGAUUUCAAACCAAGCCUAGGAAUGAGGACAAGACUCUUCAGAAGCUUAACCUCCAAGAAGAAGAAGAAGAUAGAUUUCAAGACAAGCCUAGAAAUGAGGACAGGAGGAUUCAGAAGUUCCACUGUCCAGAAGAAGGACAACAACAUAAAGAAGUUGAAAGAGUAACAAAGGAGCAUAGCAAUGUGGUGUUCACUUGUGUUCACUGUAGCAAAGAGAAUACAGGAAUCUUUGAUUCAGACAGCUGUUGCUUCAGACCACAUGCUAUCACAAGAGGUGAAGAAGAUGCUGAUGAUGAUGAUCUGAACAAAAAUGAUUAUGUUCCGCCUGAGAAGCCCUCCACAUCCAGACCUGAAACUGAGAAUCCAAAAGAAGUCAUAACACCUGCAAGACUGUCCACAUCAAAACCUGAAACUGUGAAAGCAAAAGAGAUCCAAGCUCCAGAAAUGCCGUCAAGACAGUUUUCACUGAAGACAAGUAUGCCUGUUACAGCUGCAGAAGGGUUAGCCACGCCUGCUUUGGUGAAUGAGCCAGUGGAUAAUGAGUCUGCUUCUUCCAUCAGCUCUGGAGAUGAAUCCGGAUAUGAAUCUGAGCCUUCGCUAAAAGAGAAAGAGGCAGCCAAGUCUAACAACAACUCCGGGUGGAGAAUGCUGGAUGGGAGCCGUAAAGAAGUUGAUCUCUUCAGGCUUCUUGUGAACUCUGUCAGGGAGAAUGAUCGGUUAGGGGAAGAAGAAGAAGAUGACAUACUUGUCUCUUCACCUGAGGAAGAGCAACCUGAAGAACAAGAUGAAAGAAAAUACGAUGCUGAUGGCUUGCUGAUCAUCAGGCCACCACCACUGGUGGAGAUGUUUGGCAUGGUGGAGCCUGCACCACCUGUGGUUUCCGAGGCGCAGAUAGAAGAAGAUAAGAUGUGGGAAGAGGUGGCGUUUUACACUAAUGCAAACGAAGUCGAUCUCCAGCUUCAGUCAGAGAUUGAGAAAGAGAUAUCAGCUGAUGAUAGUCCAGGAGCAGCUUGUAGACAAGGGAAUCACGAACUUUGUCUAGAUCUUGAGAUCGGCUUGAAGUGCAUACACUGCUGCUUUGUGUUGAGAGAGAUCAGAGGACUAGAUGUAUCUGAAUGGGGAGAGAGGAACACAAGUGGAAGGAGAAAGAAUGACAGAUCAGAAGAGGAAGAAAACAGCAACAACAUCAUUGGGAGCCUUGAGUUUGAAGCUAACGGCAACAACAACAACUUGAAGGAAGGAUGUGAGUCUACUCAAGGGACUGUUUGGGAUAAGAUCCCAGGCGUCAAAUCUCAGAUGUACCCACACCAGCAAGAAGGCUUUGAGUUCAUCUGGAGGAACUUGGCAGGUACCAUUAUGCUGAACGAGCUUGAGGACUUUGAGAACAGUGAAGAAACCGGAGGAUGCAUCAUGUCACACGCUCCAGGGACAGGGAAGACUCGUCUCACCAUCAUCUUCCUUCAAUCCUACCUGGAAUGCUUCCCUAAUUGCAAACCUGUGAUCAUUGCUCCUGCAAGCCUGCUUCUCACAUGGGCUGAGGAGUUCAAGAAAUGGAACAUAAGCAUUCCCUUUCACAACCUCAGCAGCUUGGAGUUCACUGGGAGAGAGAACUCAGCUGCUUCAAAGCUUCUGAUGCAGAAGAACUCAAGCGCUAGAAGCAAUAAUGAGAUAAGGAUGGUGAAGAUAUACUCUUGGAUCAAAUCAAAGAGCAUACUCGGGAUCAGUUACAACCUCUACGAGAAGCUUGCAGGAGUUAAGGACGAGGACAAAAAGACAAAAGGGAAACCAGACAAGGAGCUGGAAGACAUCAGAGAGAUACUCAUGGAUGUGCCUGGACUGCUUGUUCUUGACGAGGCGCAUACCCCUAGGAACCAGAGAAGCUGUAUAUGGAAGACACUGUCCAAGGUAGAGACACAGAAACGGAUCUUGCUCUCUGGGACGCCUUUCCAGAACAACUUCUUGGAGCUUGGGAACGUCUUGGGCCUUGCGAGGCCUAAGUACCUAGAGAGGCUCAUGUCCACGCUCAAGAAGAGUGGUAUGACAGUAACCAAGAGAGGGAAAAAAGCUUUGGGGGAUAAAAUCAACAACCGUGGGAUAGAGGAGCUUAAGGCUGUGAUGCUUCCCUUUGUGCAUGUUCACAAAGGAAGCAUUCUUCAGAAGAGCCUCCCCGGUUUGAGAGAGUGUGUUGUGGUGUUAAACCCUCCUGAUCUCCAGAGGAAAGUCCUGGAGUCUAUUGAAGUCACUCACAACCAGAAGACCAAGAAUGUGUUCGAGACUGAACACAAGCUAUCUCUGGUCUCGGUUCAUCCUUCUCUCGUCUCUCACUGCAAACUCACCGGGAAAGAGAGUUUGACUAUUGAUGAAGCCUUGCUUGCGCAGUUGAAGAAGGUGAGGCUUGAUCCAAACCAAAGCGUGAAGACAAGGUUCCUCAUGGAGUUCAUCAAGCUGUGCGUUGUGAUCAAGGAGAAAGUGCUUGUGUUCAGCCAGUACAUUGACCCUCUGAAGCUGAUAAUGAAGCAUUUGGUGAACUGGUUUAAAUGGACCGAAGGGGAAGAGGUGUUGUACAUGCACGGGAAGCUCGAGCAGAAGCAGAGACAAACCCUGAUCAACGAGUUCAACGACCCCAAGUCCAAGGCCAAAGUGUUGUUAGCUUCGACGAAAGCGUGCUCUGAAGGGAUCAAUCUUGUGGGAGCGUCGAGGGUGAUACUACUAGAUGUUGUGUGGAACCCUGCGGUGGAGAGACAAGCUAUAAGCCGUGCUUAUAGGAUCGGGCAGAAGAGGAUUGUUUACACGUACCACUUGGUUGCUAAAGGAACUCCAGAGGGGACUAAAUAUUGUAAGCAAGCGCAGAAGGAUAGGAUCUCGGAGCUGGUGUUUGCGUGCUCUUCGAGGCCUGAUAAGGGGAAAGAGAAGAUUGCUGAAGCUGUGACUGAGGAUAAAGUGUUGGACACUAUGGUGAAGCAUCUGAACCUUGGGGAUAUGUUUGAUAAUCUCAUUGUUCAACCAAAGGAAGCUGACUUAGUUGAAGGCUUCAGCAUACUCAUGCCAUGACUCUCUCUUCCUUAUAUUCUAUUUAAUCUUGUAAGACUUAUUAAUGUAUGUCUUUGUGGGAUUGUUAUCUGAGUAUCUCCAUUCUCAGAGAGAAACAAACUUGGCUUUUGUUUGCACUUGUGUUGUCUGCUAUGAACUGUGAGUAAUCAGGUUUUAUGUUAUAUAUGUUGCA